AUGAGCACUGCAUGGUUUGGGAUCUUUCUGGGAGCACUCGAUUCGACCAUCAUUGUGACUCUCUCGGGACCAAUCUCGAGCGAGUUCAAUUCCCUCGGCCUACUCGCCUGGCCCGCCACGGCAUAUCUCAUCGCCAAUGCAGCUUGCCAGCCCAUCGCCGGUCGACUGACGGAUUUAUUCGGAAGACGCCUCGGCCUCGCCCUGAGCAACGUCUUGUUCGCCGUGGGAAACCUGCUCUGUGGUCUCGCAACGAAUCAGUAUGUCAUGAUACUCGGGCGCGUCGUCGCAGGCGUCGGAGGAGGGGGAAUGAUCAGCAUCGCCACAUUCCUGACCUCUGAUCUCACGCCGCUUCGCAAGCGAGGCAUCAUGCAGGCCAUUGCCAACCUGUGGUUUGGCGCGGGUGCCAUGCUCGGAGCGGUCAUUGGCGGCCUGCUCCACGAUCACACCAACACCGGCUGGAGGCUCGCCUUCCUCGCCCAGGUAACGUCCGCAUUACUACUCGUUCUCGCCGUCUGGAUGCUGGUCAAGGUGCUAAAGAAGCAGUCCGACAAGACGUACCUUGCUCAGACCGACUUCCUUGGCGUCUUCUUCACCUCUCCGCCCAAUAGCUCUCAAUCCAGGCAUCAUUGGCAUGCCUCAGCAAGGCGCCGUCUUCUGAAAUCUUCUUUGCUCUUCUUUACGUUGCAGCAGGCUUGA
Messenger RNA from Endocarpon pusillum Z07020, 696 nucleotides. RefSeq lists its product as uncharacterized. Bases 1 to 696 code for a protein of 231 amino acids. NCBI's taxonomy places the organism in Eukaryota, Fungi, Ascomycota, Eurotiomycetes, Verrucariales, Verrucariaceae. The transcript has a single exon. Gene Ontology annotation, molecular function: basic amino acid transmembrane transporter activity. The record is from RefSeq and is a predicted model, not a curated record. Gene Ontology annotation, cellular component: fungal-type vacuole membrane. Gene Ontology annotation, biological process: transmembrane transport; basic amino acid transport.